UCGCGCCGACGCCAUGCACCACGUUGGGGGCCUCAACACGUUAACACCAAGCAAUCUCACCUGACGUAUUGUUAUAAACUUCUAACGAGUCCGAGCGACUGCCGAACAUUGGUGGAGGAGCAAGCGAGACACUCGCCAUCGUGACGAUCUGUGAAGUGGGCGUAGUCGACACCCUGUAGAAUACCGAGAAUGCGCAGAAUGCGAUGAAGCGUGUAGUGCGAAAUCCUCCGUAUUGGUAUCUGCGUACUCAGUUAGAAUUCGAAGAGAAGAGUCUACACGUUGAUAUUGUAGCAAUGAGGACGAUGAUCAUGCAAGCGAUGACAACUCUUCACGGUCAAGUCGGCGGGUCAAUCCAAGUCGAUGUGUUGCAACAUCAAACUGAAUCUGGAUCGUCUAUUUUACGGGUAGCGGCCGAUUCCGUCGUCAAGUUAUGGAGUUCGAUGACUCUACUAGGAGAAUACGAUGGACACAGAUUGAGAAUUCUAGUAAAGCAGAGUUCACCCUUUCUCAUGUCAUUGGCAGUAGACAGCAGACAGUUUGUGGUAGACAUGAAACAUGAUGUAGAUUAAUUAAUUACUAAAAAUUUUAGUCAAUGCAUGAUUCCAGCACUUGGCACCGACGUUUCCACCCACUAGCUAAAAUGAAAUAAAUAAUACAUACGUAGAUUCUACGUGACUGACAUGCCAGAC
Corticium candelabrum is the source of this 689-nucleotide messenger RNA. RefSeq names its product ribonuclease P protein subunit p14-like. Bases 204 to 569 code for a protein of 121 amino acids. NCBI's taxonomy places the organism in Eukaryota, Metazoa, Porifera, Homoscleromorpha, Homosclerophorida, Plakinidae. The record is from RefSeq and is a predicted model, not a curated record. Gene Ontology annotation, biological process: tRNA 5'-leader removal. Gene Ontology annotation, molecular function: ribonuclease P RNA binding; ribonuclease P activity. The transcript has a single exon. Gene Ontology annotation, cellular component: multimeric ribonuclease P complex; nucleolus.